Molecule: messenger RNA, 3479 nt
Organism: Calidris pugnax (ruff)
Lineage: Eukaryota; Metazoa; Chordata; Aves; Charadriiformes; Scolopacidae
Gene: RNF138
Product: ring finger protein 138, E3 ubiquitin protein ligase
Exons: 6
Coding region: 157-666 (169 amino acids)
Source: RefSeq, a predicted model, not a curated record
UAACCUGUGUUUGUGGUAACUUUUCAAUUUAGGUUUUGCAGGAAGUGCUUCUUGACAGCGAUCAGAGAAAGUGGAACACAUUGUCCUCUCUGCCGGGGGAGCGUGACUAAAAAAGAAAGAACAUAUCCCAAAAGGGCUCUAGAUGUUGAAAACAGUAUGAAGAAAGCUUCUGGGGGCUGUAGAUGCUGUGAGAAGCAGGUUAGAUUUUCAUGGAUGAGACAGCAUUAUAAAACGUGUAAGAAGUAUCAGGAUGAAUAUGGUGUUUCUUCUAUUAUUCCAAACUUACAGAUUUCCCAAGAUUCAACAGGGAACAGUAGCAGGAGUGAUGCAAUAUCUGAUAAUGGCGAGAUGGCUAAUAAUCAAAUACUUCAAGGAGAAACAAGUGGACAUCCAACCUUCAAAUGCCCCCUGUGUCAGGAGUCCAAUUUUACCAGACAGCGUUUGCUGGAUCACUGUAAUAAUAGACACCUUUAUCAGAUAGUUCCUGUAAUCUGUCCUAUUUGUGUAUCUCUUCCUUGGGCAGAUACUAACCAGGUUACUAGAAAUCUUGUUAGCCAUCUAAAUCUAAGACACCGUUUUGACUACGGAGAAUUUGUGAAUCUUCAGCUUGAUGAAGAAGCCCAAUACCAAAAUGCAGUUCAAGAAUCCUGUCACGUGAACUUUUAAAGUGUAGCCCCUCUUCAUCUUGCCGAUUAACUGAGAGAAAAAUUACAUUAAUUCUGUUGGUGAUCUGAAGUGUAUAUUAAUGCAAAUGGUAUUCAGUAACCAUUUUUUCAGGCUGAACUUUUUUCCACGCUCAUAAGGACUUUUCAUAAAUGAUUUUGCUGAAACUCAAACUUCACAUCUACUGAGAUCUGUCCCUGUGGAAUUAGGGACGUUUUUGAAACUUCUCACUGUUGUCUUGAUCUUCUCUAACUUUUACUACUCUGUUAAUUACAGUUUCUUUUAUUAAUGUCAGAUAUUUUAAUUCACAAAACCAACUGUGAAAGUAGUAUCUUUAGAAAGACAUGCAAAGAUGCUCUGUUGCCGUGUUGAGUUUCUUUGAGUUCAGCUGUCAUCUGCUAAGAUAUCUAUGAGAUGGUAAUUUUUUUUCUCCUACUGCCCAAGGACAGACUUUUAUUUGAUGUUGUGAUUUGUUUUUUUACCAUGACUAUGUGAACGAAAAUAACAACUACUUAAGAAAUAAAAAUAUUUCUUCUCUAUAGACCAACAAUGCAGAGCAGGUUUUUUUCACCCUACAUUGAGAAAGAAUGAUGCCAUUUUCCAGGAAUAAUUACAUCUAUUUUUUCCCCUUUUGGAGCAUAACUGAAAUAGGACCUUUGCUUACUGAAGUGAUGGGUGAGGAGUUUUCCCUGUACUCUCAACUACUAAGAGAGAUGGUCCCUCAACAUACUUUCUGAGCAAUUCAAGAUGACAUGCAAAAAGUAUACUUUUUUGGUAUAUGACUGUGACCAGCUAGUUUUUCAUUCUGUUGGAGCUUUUUCAGAACUUCUGUUGUUGCAUUUGGAAUUCAAAUUUUGGUCUGUUUUGUCUUUCAUGGAAGGCUGUGUAACUACAGAACUAAUUGGCUUCAGACCUAUCAACACUCAGAAAAAUGAAAUUGUUUCUUUUAGUAAGACUGUUUAAAACUCGGACAUCUUCUGCAUCCAAAGGCUUUGAAAAAACAGUUGCAAGAAAAACUUGCUCUAAAAUAGUUACCAAAAUAUUUUAAGAGUUCUUAUUCUAGACUUUCACAUUCCCAGCAAGACUGUCAUUAAAAUUGGAGAAAACAGAGCAAUAAUGCAAUUUUUAAUUUAAAUGGAAAAUCCAUUUGUAAAAGAACUUUCAGGUCUUUUAUUUAAUAUAAGUGGGGAGAAGGAGAAAGCAAGCUGCACAGAUAAUAUAUUUUGUAGGUUUAAAUAGAGACUGUUCUGAAUGUACACCUUUUAGGACUGAUUCUUCAUCCCGUGUCGCCACAGGCCAUUGUCAAACUGCUGUUCUUAAUGGGUAUUGUACACCUGGUGGAGAACAUCCACAGUGAUUUUCCUGCUUUAAUCGGUGGCUUAUGUGUAAUAAUAUUGGUUGUGCAGCCAAAGUCCAAUCUGCUUCUUGUGUCCUGGCUCCCAUUUGCUCUCCAAAUAGAGGUUUUGAUUAUUCUUUGACUACUAAGGUAACUGGUAAGGUCGAAAUGCCUUGUUCUGCAAUGUAAUGGGUUUCAGAACUGAAUCUUAAUUCUAAGAUGUUGAGUGUUGGAACUGAAACACUGUACACUGUAACUUGAUAUUUCUAUCUUCUGGUUUUUGAGAGUGUAAAACAUUACUGAAGGCAUAACUGGUUAAAAUCCAGAGAAGGUUGACUAUUUCAGCAAUGUCUAAAGGUUAUAUCCUUUUUAUAACAACUGAACAUGUCUUGCGUUUUGUUACUGGCUUAAUACAGUAUUUUGGCAGCAGGCCAUGCUUUGAUCUUGUACUCCAGCUUCCCUGUUUGCCCCCAGUGCUCUUGUCUGCCUAUUCUCACUCCUCUGUCAGCUCUAGUGCUUGCGGGACCACAUAGUGAUGUGGAGCAGUUCACUGAUCCAGCUGAAAAGGCUGUUUGGACUUUUUACUUUCUCUUUUCCUCUAUAAAGCCGACUAUGAAAUAGUGCCCUUUGACAGAAGGGAAUUUCAAGGUAGCCUGAUGCUAAAGUUUUAGCUUUUUAAAAUAAGAACGCAUACCGUGGUGAUUUUUAUUACUGCAUACAUUUCCUAAGGAUUUUAAUAGUUCUAUGUAAGUUUAGUUAACUUUUUUAGAUUCAAUAAAAUAUUUAUAUGAUCUGGCAAUAAAUGCCUACAGCCAAUACAGAUUCAGAAUGCCUCAUGGACACUGGAACUAGCUAUUUCUAUUACUUGAACAUAUCUUGAGAAUUGCAAAUGAAAUUACAUCUAUUUUAAAACUCUGGGAAACAAAUUUUUCUAUAGCAAUAAUUAGUUGUCACUUGAUGCGUAGUUGCUGAGCAUUUUAGUCAUGUUUAAAUGUUGAGAGACUUGAAUACACAUUUUAAAGCAACAAAUGUGUAUAAAUGCAAUAUUAAAAACAAACUUGCAAAAUGUUUAUCCUCUUUGCAUUUGUUAAAAUCUGUAUUGGCAGGCGCUGCCUUGCUUAAGAUUUUAUACUUUUAAUAUGAAGAGAUUGCAUCCAAUACAUUCACUAGGUAAGCGUUUUAAGGAAAAUGAAAUAAUUAUUUAAAUAUGCUGCUGCUGGUCAUGAUCUUUCUCACUGAAACUCAGAUAUGCACAAAAAGCUGUGUAUUUGUGAUGGGUGAUGCUUGUACUCGAAACACGCAGUCUUUACUGGAAGAUUGCUGUUUAACAAAUGUUUUCAUGUUCACGUUGCAUUGUGUAUUGUUUUAAUAUGGUAUAUUAUGUUUGAAUUGUACCUUCUAUUUUUUCUCCUAUUAAAGUAUUUUAUUUUCUGUUUGUCUCUUUGUUGCAUAAUAAAGAUGAUCAGUCCCCUUGAUGCUA